AAUGGCCACAGAUGACUUCAAUUAAAAACAAAAGAACUGAUUUACUGAAGUUUUGCAGGUUUAUACAGGGAUGACUUUUACUUUACGCAUACACAUAUUAAAUUGUUCUUUUCCUUCUAGUGUGCUGUCAGGACUAAACAGCUAUGGGCAACAUAUUCUUAAAGGGGAACAGCACAAAAAUGAAUGCUUAAACUGAUUAUAUUCUCAUUAUUAAAAACUAUUAACAAAACAUUUAUGACUAAUAUUACUCUAAUUUAAGUCACAACAUUUUCCAGGCAUGUCAUCCUGCAGUGGUACAAUGACUGAGGAGCUUCACUGCUCUAUAUGUUUGGACAUGUUCACUGAUCCAGUCAGCACUCCAUGUGGACACAACUUCUGCAAGACCUGUCUGAAUAAACACUGGGACAACAGCCAGACCUGCAACUGUCCAUAUUGUAAAGAAACAUUCAAGCAAAGACCUGAUCUCAAGAUUAAUACCACACUCCGAGAGAUCGUAGAUCACUAUAAAGAGAAAAGUCCUGAGAAAAAACCUGAAGUUCUGUGUGACAUCUGUGAGGAAACAAAGCUGAAAGCCCUGAAGUCGUGUCUGGUGUGUCAGAGCUCUUACUGUGAAACUCACCUGGAGCCUCAUUUGAGAGUGACAGGUUUAAAAAAACACAGACUUAUGGAGGCUGUGAGUAAUCUGGAGGACUAUAUAUGUCAGAAACAUGAGAGACCUCUGGAGCUGUUCUGUAGAGAUGAUCAGACAUGUGUGUGUACAAUCUGCACUGUGACAGACCACAAGAGCCACAACACUGUUCCUCUAGAAGAGACUGAAUUGAUGAUCCAAGAUAUGCAGCAGAUGAUCCAAGAAAAAAUCAAGAUUAUUCAAGACAUUAAAAACUUAGCAGAAGUCAGAAAAAUAAAAACAGAGAAGGAAAAAGUCUCCUGUGUUGAGCUCUUCACUGAUCUUAUCCGCUCCAUUGAGAGAUGUCAGACUGAAGAGCUGGAUAUGACAGAGGAGCAGCAAAAAGCAGCAGAGGAAGAGGAGCAAGAGCUCAUUGAAGAUCUGGAGCGGGAGAUCACUAAGCUAAAAAUAAGAAACACUAAAUUGGAACAGAUUUCACAGACUGAAGAUGUCAUACAGAUUUACUCAUCCCUGUGCAGCCCUACAAACACCAGGAACUGUCCUGAGAUCAGUAUAAAGACUCAUAAGAAUCUGGAGAUUCUGAGGAGAGCUCUGACUCAAAUGAAGGGUAUUCUAAAUAAGAAACUCACACAAACUGAGCUGAAGUGGAUGCGUCAGUAUGCAGUGGAUGUGACUCUGGAUCCUGAUACAGCUCAUCCUCAGCUCAUCUUGUCUGAUGAUGGAAAACAAGUGAGAUGUGGAGACAUUUGGCAGAAACUCCCAAACAACCCAGAGAGAUUUGAUCACAGUCCAUAUGUCCUGGGAAAGGAAGGAUUCUCCUCAAGGAGAUUGUAUUUUGAGGUGCAGGUGAAGAGAAAGACUAACUGGACUUUAGGAGUGGCCCAAGAAUCCAUUAACAGGAAGGGAGUGAUCAAACUGAGACCCAGUAAUGGAUUUUGGACUGUGCAGCUGAGGAAUGAAAAUGAAUAUAAGGCUCUUGCUGGUCCCACUGUCUCUCUGUCUCUGAGAGUGAAGCCACAGCGGGUCGGUGUGUUUGUGGAUUAUGAGGAGGGUCUGGUCUCCUUUUAUGAUGUGGAGUCCAGCUCUCAUAUCUACUCUUACACUGGUCAGUCUUUCACUGAUAAACUCUAUCCAUAUUUUGGCCCAUCCUUAAGCUAUGCAGGUGAAAACCCACUGAUUAUCACACUUGUCACUUGCAAUAAAUGA
Messenger RNA from Labeo rohita (rohu), 1834 nucleotides. Its product is annotated as E3 ubiquitin-protein ligase TRIM39. Bases 278 to 1834 code for a protein of 518 amino acids. NCBI's taxonomy places the organism in Eukaryota, Metazoa, Chordata, Actinopteri, Cypriniformes, Cyprinidae. Gene Ontology annotation, molecular function: zinc ion binding; protein binding. The record is from RefSeq and is a predicted model, not a curated record. The transcript has 6 exons.